This is a messenger RNA of Linum trigynum, 659 nucleotides long. The record is from the annotation of a GenBank genome assembly. Lineage: Eukaryota; Viridiplantae; Streptophyta; Magnoliopsida; Malpighiales; Linaceae.
AGGGCAACCUGUUCGCCGGGUUGAUUGUUUGUCGCCGGAAAGAGAAGAAGCGACGGGCCGAAAGACAAAGUUGGAGACGAGAAAGGAAUCGUGUUCCUUGCAGAUGGAGGAGAGUCCGCUGGAGCUAAGAUCUAAGGCCACUCCGUUCGUGAUGACCCUGGACUGGAGGCCGCAACCUGCGCUACGGGCGACAUCGAAGGGGAGAACCGAGUCGACGACGUGCAUGGCUAUGCCAGGCUUGGCUUCCCAUCGGAUGUGGGUUCGCCUGUGGUCGGUGGAGGAAAUGAGGACGAGGAGCGGCGGUGGGUGCCAUCCUCUCGCAAACCUAGUGCGCUCAACCCAGGAGCACACGGUAGUGGUUCGAGGUUCUUGGGACAAUUGGGCCAAUCUAAAGCUUGGGUUGAAGUUGGGACGUUCGGGGCCGGGUGUUGAAGUGUACGGGUGGAGAUUAUUUGCAUGCUUGGGUGGUGGAUAUUGAUCCACUAUUAUUGUUGUGCGAGGCCAGGCUUAAGGAAGGUUUAGGUGGGAAAGUCGUGCAGGGAACCGAGGGAGCAGGGAAGUGGGGAAUGGAUGCUUGGGUAUGUUUCGGGUAGUUGUAAAGGACCACAAGAAGUGAAAGCAUGGGUCCAAGAGAUGCUCAAUAAUUGGAUACCAGCCUA